AUGUCUACGAUGCCAACAUCCAAAGGGCAGUCCACAGCCUCACCAGUCAUGGAGGACAGCCCGACUUUCCCCACUUCAUCGAUGAAGACAGGUGCUCAUGCACCAUUUAAGCUCACCAUCACUUGGCCACAGCAUACCAUAAUCCCAAAGGAAUCCAAGAAUUUCAACAUGAAUACAGGGGAAAGCCAUCGCAGGGGUCUGUCAGGGACCAGUAACCUGACGUUUGAAUUUCCACACCACAAGGACUCUGCCUUGUACCGUAGCUUCAUUAGCUACAUGGAAUCACUGCAGCAUGACGAAAACUGGAUGCCCCCCACACUACCACUCGGUCAUGUGCUACAAAUGGAACCACAUGCAUUCCAGGAAAUGCUGGACACUGUUGGCCCUCUCAUCUUGGUCAGCCCACUGGGGGCACUUGAAUUCAAUGUUUCAACACUUUUUGGUCUGAUGGACUUUCAGGGUGUCUCACAGUGUAUAGACUCCGAUGGGGAUGAGGACCAGAUCCUGGAGAUGCUGGCAGGCGAUGCUGCUCAUGAAAUGUGUCAUUGGUCCACAUCCAGGCCAUUGAUCAUGGAGCAUGUCCCAGCGACUGCUGGGGCGUAUCAAGCUGUAGAGAGGCUCCUCAACACUCAUGAUGUGGCACUGGCUGAAUUCCCUGUUGGCCACCAGGUUAAUGUUCAUGGAUGGCGAGGACCAAUGAUUUCCGCUGUUGGAUCUGUGCAUCCUCCCCAACAGAACCCAAAUGGCAUUGGCCUGAGCCUUUCCUGUGCUAGUGGCAACGUUGUGUUCUUCAUCCCGAUUCUGGAGGAGGGCCAGAAAAUCAUUGUGGAUUUCGAUGAUGUGGAGGAGCCUGCCUCUCUAGGCUAUGAGUACCUUUACCAACCUCCACAUCAGUUCUCAUCCUUUGUUCUUUCACAAGGGCAAACAGUCUGGCUUGAUCGCAGCUCCAAGGAUGACUCCAUGAGUGAACAUUCCUGGAGCUCUACCGUGAUGGCAUGCUUAAUGGCCAUGGUGUUGAAAGCAGUGCAUGUGCCAUCCACUCCAGAACGACAACCCCACUUGGUGAACAUCCCCAACUUGUUUUCGCUGGCAUCAAUGGCACUCAUGUUCAUUGGACAGCAAGAGCAUGAGAUUGGGGAAGUCAUGAAAGCCCUGGGACACAGCUGUAUCGAGCAGGAUCCCAAAGCUUGUGCAGAGGUUGUGGCCGAAUUCAACAACCUUAGGAUCACAAAUCAUGCGUACAAGGGAGAUGAUGUCACCCCUGACCAGCAUACAGAGUGUGAUGCCAAGGCAGCUGAGUUCCAUCAGAGUAUGAUGACUGCUGUCCAGAACAUGAAUUCUUCUUGA
Cantharellus anzutake is the source of this 1347-nucleotide messenger RNA. RefSeq lists its product as uncharacterized. The transcript is spliced from 6 exons. NCBI's taxonomy places the organism in Eukaryota, Fungi, Basidiomycota, Agaricomycetes, Cantharellales, Hydnaceae. The record is from RefSeq and is a predicted model, not a curated record. The coding region runs from base 1 to 1347 and encodes 448 amino acids.